Bombina bombina (fire-bellied toad) is the source of this 5921-nucleotide messenger RNA. It is a transcript of the gene EPB41L1, whose product is annotated as erythrocyte membrane protein band 4.1 like 1. Gene Ontology annotation, biological process: cortical actin cytoskeleton organization. NCBI's taxonomy places the organism in Eukaryota, Metazoa, Chordata, Amphibia, Anura, Bombinatoridae. Gene Ontology annotation, molecular function: structural molecule activity; actin binding. The record is from RefSeq and is a predicted model, not a curated record. Gene Ontology annotation, cellular component: plasma membrane; cytoskeleton. Bases 412 to 4263 code for a protein of 1283 amino acids. The transcript has 25 exons.
UUGAGUCCAGCCUCCUGUUUCCCUCCCUCUCUCCCUCCCUUCCUCUCCCCUUUCUCUUUCUCUCUGUUCCAACCUCCUUGUUUUCCUGCACAGCCCAGCCUCUUCUUGCAAGCAUUACCUUUGCAGUAUCUGUCUCUCGCCCUGCUGCAUCAACAUCCCCCAUUCCUUUUUAUUUCAAGAAAGAACGUGCUGAAGGAAAACAGGAGGUAUUGGCUGUGUACUACCCUCCACCCAUCCUUUCCCUCCCCUUUUUCUUACCCCUGCUCAAUUGCCCCACCUCACAAUUUUCUUGGAAGAUGCACUAGAAAAUCACUAUGGCUCGUUGAGGGACAGUCUACCCCUGUAAAGCACUCUCAACUGACAGCUCCUAAGACGGACCCAGUGGUGAACUGGAGCUACUGAGCAGUCACCAUGACAACAGAACUGGGGACGGACACUGGGCUUCAUCCAGAUCCAGAAGCGCCUGCUCAAGAUGGGGUUCAUAAUCCUGUUAUACAACCUCAAGAAAACCCACACACUCCUGCUAAUAAUGUAGAGAGGUCAGCUGCCAAUGAGAACCAACGGAGGCCUGCAGAGGGUGAAGAGAGAGUAGAUGGGGUAGUUGAGAGGUCAACACCCACACCGACACAGCAUUCACCCCAGAAAGUACAGAGGAAACUCAAGAGCACACUUUGUAAAGUUACUCUGCUUGACUCUUCUCAAUAUGAGUGUGAAGUGGAGAAACAUGCCCGGGGUCAAGUACUUUUUGAGACAGUUUGCGAGCACCUGAACCUUCUAGAGAAAGAUUACUUUGGCUUGACGUUUUGUGACUCAGAGAGUCAAAAGAACUGGCUGGAUCCCUCUAAGGAAAUAAAAAAACAGAUAAGAAGUGCUCCGUGGCAGUUUGGUUUCACAGUAAAAUUUUAUCCUCCAGACCCAGCACAGCUCAUAGAGGAUAUCACAAGGUAUUACCUGUGCCUGCAACUGCGUGCUGACAUUAUCAGUGGGCGCCUGCCUUGCUCGUUUGUUACUCACGCCCUGCUGGGGUCAUACACUGUGCAGGCUGAACUGGGAGAUUAUGACCCUGAAGAGAAUCAUGGGAAUUACGUGAGCGAGCUCCGCUUUUCACCAAACCAGACGCGAGAACUGGAGGAGAGAGUAAUGGAGUUACACAAAACAUACAGGGGGAUGACUCCAGCUGAGGCCGAGAUACAUUUUCUUGAAAAUGCCAAGAAAUUGUCAAUGUAUGGAGUGGAUUUGCACCAUGCCAAGGACUCAGAAGGCAUUGACAUAAUGCUGGGGGUUUGUGCCAAUGGGCUGCUGAUCUACAGGGAUCGACUAAGAAUAAACCGCUUUGCCUGGCCAAAAAUUUUAAAGAUUUCCUACAAAAGAAGCAAUUUUUACAUCAAGAUCAGGCCUGGAGAGUAUGAACAGUUUGAGAGCACCAUCGGGUUCAAGUUACCCAAUCAUCGAGCAGCGAAGCGUCUUUGGAAGGUUUGCAUAGAACAUCACACCUUUUUCAGGCUUGUAUCCCCAGAACCAGCCCCUAAAGGUUUCCUGGUGAUGGGCUCCAAGUUUCGGUACAGCGGACGAACACAGGCACAGACUCAGCAGGCGAGUGCUCUCAUAGACCGACCGGCUCCCAACUUCAAACGCUCCGCUAGCAAACGGUACACGCUGUCCCAGAGCCUCGAAGGAGGAUUUUCACGGUCAUCUGCUUUAAAUGAAAACCAUGAAUCCUCACCAGAGAAAAACCAUGAUAGUCUACAGGGAGAGAAAGAAGAGGAUGAGGACGAGGUGACCACACCAACCAAAAUAAAGGAGAUGAAGUUUUUGGAUAAAUCAGAAGAUGUUCUUCUCAAGCAUCAGGCCAGUAUUAAUGAAUUGAAAAGAACCCUGAAACAGCCUAACAGCAAGUUGGUUCAUAGAGAGCGAGGGAGGGAGAAGAGACUUCCAUCCUCACCUACCUCCUUAUCUUCGAAACCAGAGGAUGCAGAAGAUACAGCAAUAGGAGAGGAGGAGGUACCGGACUCUGCUGCAGCUGCUCAGGAUUCCGAAGUUUUUAUACAGAAAAGCCUGGCUGCUUCCCCAGAGGGAACAGAGCAUUGGGUUUUUAUAGAAAGACCAGCAGAUGUGGUUCAGUCAUCCCCUGAAGAGGAGGGAAAGAAAGAAAAAAUUCAGUCUCCUGUACCAGACAUACCUUCAGAAAAGGAAAAUCACAUGUACAAGGAACAAACGUUUCAAAAAAAGGAUGUGGAACAAGAUGAAAGGGAAUCAGAGAGACCAGAAAAUCCACCAAAGGCAUUUGAGAGAAGAAUCAGAUUAACUGAGAGGGAGGAGCGAUUGGUGAUGGUAACCAGUGAGUGGGACGAUGUUGAGGUCAAAGCUAGGACUGCUCCCGAUGGAGCACCUGCUGAGGACAACAGGGAUUGGGUAGUCAAAGGAGAGAACAUGGAGUCAUCUAUUGUUUGGCUGAAGAGAGAAAUAUCAGUGCCAAGAAGAGAUAAUGAAGAGAAAGGAGAGGGUAAUAUAUCUCACACUAUGGAAAAAGAGAGAGAAAGUGUAGCACUUGAAACAUCAGAAAGAGACAACGGCUUGUCCAGGAGUGUUGUGGAACUCAAGGGUGCAAGGCUACUUUUGUCUGAAGAAGAAGCCAGUGAUGCAGCUGAAGACGUUGAUAUAGAGUGGGAUGAGCAGGAGAAACCUUUGUUAUGGUGUGAGAAUUCUGGGUACCAGCAGCUCAGGGCGCAAGAUAACAAUAAGGUUAAGGAUAGUUCAGCAGCACCAGGAAAUGAGCAGGUGCAUAUUAUGGACACAGAGGAGCAAGUCAACUCGCUAGAUCAAGCCAGGUCUUUAACAAGUGAAAGAGAAAAGUUCACCCAGGAUUAUGUCACAGUUGAUGUUAUAAAGUUAGAAAAGCCAGAAGAAGAUACUAUCAGUGAGGAAUAUUUAAGAGAUACGUUGGUAACAUCUACCGGGGCCGGUGUUGUUCAGGCUACAGAGCAUCCUCUGGAAGUGACACAAAGUAGGGAUAAUGAGGAAUCAGCACUGGAAGAUUGGGGUCCUCCAGUUCUUCACUUUAUGCUACCCACCAUAAUUCCACUACCAGUAACAACACACAGAAACCAUCAAGAAGAAUCUGUAUAUAACAACCCAUCUAAGAGGCUUCUGCUCCAGCCCAGUCCCCAACAGCACCAAGGAGGUGAUGCAAGUCCAGUCGAGUCUACAACAGACACUCCAGGAGACAUCUCUUCUCCAGACUCUGGCUGUGAAAUCACUCUAAUGGAUGCUGCGUGUCAACCCCUUGAACCAACAUCCUGGGAGGAAAGGGAUGUCCCAUCUGCACUCAGAGAGGUGUCCCCGAUGGAUCAUGGUUAUAGGAAAACUGGGACAGUCCUUUUUCAGAGAGUGAGCAGCAGGGAAGCAGAGGAAAUUCGGGGGCCAGGUGAGGAGGAGCAGAGUGCCGGUCUCCUGAAGGACAAUAACCUUAGCAUCGAAAGGAAGUGCUCCAGCAUUACCGUCAGCUCAACAUCAAGCCUGGAAGCAGAAGUAGACUUCACCGUCAUUGGAGACUACCACUCCAAUGUAGGGUUUGAAGACUUCACUCGCAGCUUGCCUGAGCUGCACAGAGACCAAGGUGAUGGGUCAGGAAGCACUCAAGAAAACAACCCCACGACAGCCCAUCCAGAGCUACCAUAUGACAAAGAUAAAGAGGAGGAGAAACAAGUAGAGCCAUGCCCACAAAAUGCUGAAAAGGAGAUAAUGAAUUCUGUAAACACAUAUAGUCGGACAGAAACAACUGGCUUCAUACACACACAGAUCUCCACACUGCAAACCGUUCAGGUGGAUGGAAAGGAGACAGUUGUGAGUAGUCAGACAGUAACCACUGAGACAGUAACCCCUGCACAGGUUGAGGAAAAUAAAGCUGAUACAGCACUAACACAAAAAAUAUCAUCCAGUGAGGCUCCCCCGGUGCUAUCAGAAGCCACACGUAUUCCAGUUGUGCCCACGGCAAAUGUCACCCACACUGCCACAGCAGAGACGUUAUCCUCCUCCACAACAACACACGUAACCAAGACUGUGAAAGGCGGAUUCUCUGAGACCCGAAUAGAGAAACGGAUAAUUAUUACUGGAGACGAAGAUGUUGAUCAGGAGCAGGCCCUUGCAUUGGCCAUAAAAGAAGCAAAGUUACAGCAUCCGGAUAUGCUAGUAACUAAGGCCGUGGUAUAUUGUGAGACAGAGCCCUCCCCUGAGGAGUCUGGAGAGAGUGCUCAGAAAUCUUGACCUUGGAUUUGGAAGUGAAAAUCUCCAUCUGCCUCCCUUCUUCUAUCCCAUACCUUUGAAAUAUGAACACCUUCUCCUUCCCCAGAUCCCCCCUAUAUAUCACGCCAGCUGCAACACCACCGCACUUGGAAGCGGGCAUCUGUAACCAACGGAGACUGCGUUCCAGCAGAGAGAUACUGUUGUCCCAUUCUCACAAGCGUAAAUUAUGCCAGAGGCUUGUAAAGGGGGUUACACUGCACCUUCCCGUCAUCCCCACUCCUAUUCUCUCCAGAAAAGCAUGCGUGGCAAUGCGUGACUGCAUGCAGCAUCUACAGGGUUACUUUUUUCUGCACUGUUAGGAAAUUCAUGCUCUGAAUUAUGAGGGUUCACUGACUCUCAUUACUCUUGAGGACACUCCAGCAGCAAAAACUGGUUUAAUCUAUUUAGUAGGUAACGCUACAUAAGAACAAAACCUAUCAAUGUUUGAGCCUGUCCUCAUAAUUUGCAGUCAGGAGGUCACUAUAUUAGAUAGACACCCAGGACUGUCUAAGUAUGCCCUGAUAACCUGGCGUCAGGUCAUUCUACAUUAAAAUAACCAGGCCUUCAAGUAAAUGCAGUAUAGUCAUACUUAUGCUGUGGCUCGGUUUAACUCUUUGGUUGCCAGAAAUGCAUCACAACCAUAUUUGACAGCAAAUAGAUUAAACGGUUGAAGCCCUGUAGAAUGUAUUUUCAUAGCCUUCAUUAAAGAGAUGGUGUGGUUAUUACAUAAUAAUGGUACUGUGAAUUCCUAAUACGCAGAAAUAGCAUUUUAAUUUAUUGACUCUGCAGGGAAAUGAGUAAGCUUGCCUGCAGGAUUGAAUAAUUAACUUUAUUAACUUUUUUUUAGCUUUCCCACUCCUAAGAUCAAUGCAGUUAAAAUAAUGCUGAUCUUUGACCAGUGCAAGUACACAGUCAUGCUGUAUUAACCCACUCAUUGCCAGCUGCGGAGCCCGGAGAUACCCUUACUAGUUGGGGACAAACUGAGCUGUGUGUGAAAACAGUAGAAUUAAAUCUCGCACAAGGGGGAGGUCUGAACUAGUGCGAUACUGUGCUCUGCCCCUUCCCUCCCACCACCCUAUGCUCCGUGACAUCUAUAGCCAAUAAAAACAAAGUCAGUGUGGUCAGCCUAUGCUAGUCUUUUUUGUGGUUUGGUAUGAAGCCUCAUAAUCAACAGGUGGAGUUAGUAUAUGAAGCAGUAGGAUCCGUUUUAUAGUUCUUUUGAAGCAAAAGGAGGAGUUACAAAGAGCAGCAUAACAUGUUACUAGGGGUGUUAUAUUGAGUUAUAUGAGGCAUUAACAGUAACUGUUAUAUGUAGCAAGAAGAGAAGAUAUUGUAGGGUUAAGUGUAAUAAGCAAUAUGAAAUUACACCAAGUGGUAAGUCAGGGUCUACCAGUAAACAGAUUAAACUCUUCAAAAUGCUUCUGCAGUUGUUUAUAAAUAAAUACGUCUCUUUAUGAAACCUCCAAUGUUUUCAAAAAUCAGCAUCAUCAAAUUCAUGUUUUUUUUUCAUAACUGUGAUUUGUUUAUGAUAAGGAAAUUGCGUUUUAAAGAACUUGGACGUUUACAACAUGUCAUCUGAUACCUAUCAAAUAGAAGAUAUAUAAAGUGCUAAAUAAAUAUUGUGAGUACUUUAUAACAUA